UGAAAUGAAUGACCGAGUAUUUAUGCUUAACGACAGCGUUAAAUUACAUCGAGGCGGACAGUGCUGUUUUUCUCCACUCUGUGGAUAGCUAGCUAGCUAUGAAUGUGACAGCCAUCAGUUGUGCUGGAGUGGCAACCGAAUCUCCUGUAUCGACGUCGCGGGUUUGCCGGCAUUUUCUGGUCACGUAUGAUGGCGACGAGGCUGAGCUGCUGGUGGAAACUGUUCGGAUCAUUCAGCCGGAUUUGCACCUUUUCUCUCCUGGUCCUGUUUGUUCACGGUCACACUUGUAAACACAGAGUACCGUCUCCGUCGGAGGUUGUUCAUAAAGUUUACUUGAAGUCUGAAAGAAUAGCUAAAAGAAGUGUUGAUCAACAAUUGAAAAUAAAAAUAAUCUAUGAUUCAAGCUUGGAAAGGUUGGAUCCAGACAAAAGAAGACUUGUGAAGGAUAAGCUCUUUCCACAAGCUAUCGAUUACCUGCAGAGGACAUUCCGAGUUCGAAGGCAAAGUGGCCCAGUGCUUCUCAGCAGGCAAUGUGCCACCAACCAGUACCUGCGGAAGAAAGAUGACCCACACCGUUAUUGUCAGGGAGCGUGCGCAGAGGUCACGAAAUGUGGGCCUGUCGUUGUACCUGAGCACCACUUGCAGCAAUGCAAGGUGUGCAGCGAAUCGGGGAGGUCGUGUGGCCCAGCAGGACCCCCGAGCGGGGAGGGGGUGGAGGGGGCCGACUUCGUGCUAUACGUGAGCGGGGUGACCACGGAGCGCUGCGGGCAGGAGAACAUUGUGGCCUACGCUGCUUACUGCCAGCUGGAGUCCGAGCUGGACAGGCCUAUUGCUGGCUAUGCAAACCUGUGCCCAAGUAUGAUCUCAAUCCAACCUCAGGAGUUUGCAGGCAUGCUUUCCACUGUCAAACACGAGAUCAUUCAUGCCCUGGGCUUUUCUGCAGGGCUCUUUGCAUUUUAUCAUGAUGACAAUGGGAAGCCCCUGACACAAAGAUACGCAAGUGGAUUGCCUCCGUUCAAUGAGAGUUUGGGCCUGUACCAGUGGAGUGAUAAAGUCAUAAGGAAAGCAUCAAGACUGUGGGACAUUAGUGGAAACCGGAUGCUUCGUCAUGAAGUUCACCUUUUAGUAACGCCUCGAGUGGUGGAGGAGGCCCGGAGACACUUUGACUGUCCCAUUCUGGAGGGCAUGGAGCUGGAGAACCAGGGGGGUCUUGGCACUGAGCUCAACCACUGGGAGAAGAGGCUGCUGGAGAAUGAGGCAAUGACAGGAUCUCAUACACAAAACAGAGUGUUUUCCAGAAUCACAUUGGCUAUAAUGGAAGACACAGGGUGGUACAGAGCCAACUACAGCCUUGCAGAGCGGCUGGACUGGGGGCGGGGCAUGGGCUGUGACUUUGUGAUGAAAAGCUGCAAGUUCUGGAUCGACCAGCAGCGUCAGAAGAGGCAGGUGGUGACCCCAUAUUGUGACACAGUGAGAAGCUCACCCCUCCAGCUCACCUGCAGGCAGGACCAGCUGGCAGUGGCCGUGUGCAACCUGCAGAAAUACCCCGAGGAACUGCCCCUGGAGUACCAGUACUUUGAUGACAUUGUUGGCAUCCCACGGGCGGAGCUGUCCCUCUAUGGAGGCGCAGUGGAGAUCGCCGAUUACUGCCCCUUCAGCCAGGAGUUCAGCUGGCACCUGAGCGGAGAGUACCACCGCAGCUCCAACUGCAGAGUCCUGGAGAACCAGCCUGAUGCGUGGAGGAACUACGGGGCGGAGGAGUACGGGCCGGAUUCUGUGUGUCUGUAUCAGAAGUCUGCCUUCAUCAUGGAGCAGUGCGCCAAGCGCAUGACCUACCCUGACUGGGGAAGUGGCUGCUACAGGACAUCGUGCUCUGUGCAGGGGCUGACAGUGUGGGUCCAGGACGUCCCCUUCCACUGCGCUCAUGCGGGGCAGCUCCUAAACGUCAACGUACGCAUCAGCGACUGGGUCUACAGCGGAACGCUCGUCUGCCCCGCCUGCUCAGACUUCUGCAGCUCCUGCCCCCUCCCCCACCAGCUCCCGCCCAUGAACGCCUCCAGGAGAGCCCGAAUAGACCCUUGCUCAAGCUCUUCCAGCUUAGUGGUGACGCUGUGGCUGCUCCUGGUCAACCUGCUUCCGCUGUCGGUUGGCUUCAUCCUGUGUGCGUGGAACUGAACCGCGCGUUGCUGGAAGUCUUUUGGAAAGAAGGCUGGAGCCGCUAGGAUCACACAACUGCCAUAGGCUUCUCACUGUUGAAGUUGGCAAGCUCAUGGGGAGAGGUCAGGAGAAGAUGUUUACUGUGUGUCCGUCAGCACCCGAAAAGGCUCUAGGUUUCUGCCUGCGCAGUCUGCUGUUUGAGGGAACAAAAAGCCAUCACACUCCUUUUAUAUUGAGCUAACAAGUGCCAGUUAGUAUGCUGUCAACAAAACGAGAAGCCAUACCUCAAGAGACGGAGGGCAGCUGAGGAUGGUCAGGUGUGGGUGGUCUGCAUGGCCCUACACUGGUGGAAAUGUGCAGUUCCGGUUUUUAUUACUAUUAUUUUUUUAAAGGCAGCUGGUGUGGGUUUGCCUGGCAAAAUGAUUGUUUUGAACGAUGAAGUGGCUACAGCAGUUGACAUCAUGUUGUCUGGAUUGACGGUGGCAUUAGUUUUGUGCCCAGAGUGGAUUGACAGUGGGCAAACGUGUUGUUUUACGGUGUGUGAUGUAGUAUAGUGUAUGGUUGAAAUAUAAACGUGGCUAAAAUCUCAGAUAUGUACACAUUCUCAGGCUCAUGGCAUUACAUUUUAACUGGUGGUGAAUGGAAGUAGUGAUUGAAUGUUACUGUACCGUUUUGUUAAUGUAGGGCAUGUAAUGUAAAAAGUUUGAUGUACUGUAAAUUACAUAGGCUAAUGAUUUUAAUUUAUUA
This is a messenger RNA of Megalops cyprinoides (Indo-Pacific tarpon), 2904 nucleotides long. It is a transcript of the gene lmln, whose product is annotated as leishmanolysin-like (metallopeptidase M8 family). Gene Ontology annotation, biological process: proteolysis; cell adhesion. Bases 187 to 2175 code for a protein of 662 amino acids. NCBI's taxonomy places the organism in Eukaryota, Metazoa, Chordata, Actinopteri, Elopiformes, Megalopidae. The transcript is spliced from 17 exons. The record is from RefSeq and is a predicted model, not a curated record. Gene Ontology annotation, cellular component: cytoplasm; membrane. Gene Ontology annotation, molecular function: metalloendopeptidase activity.